Monomorium pharaonis (pharaoh ant) is the source of this 3546-nucleotide messenger RNA. RefSeq names its product villin-1 (gene qua). Gene Ontology annotation, molecular function: phosphatidylinositol-4,5-bisphosphate binding; actin filament binding. The record is from RefSeq and is a predicted model, not a curated record. NCBI's taxonomy places the organism in Eukaryota, Metazoa, Arthropoda, Insecta, Hymenoptera, Formicidae. The transcript is spliced from 9 exons. Gene Ontology annotation, biological process: barbed-end actin filament capping; actin filament severing; cytoskeleton organization. The coding region runs from base 1080 to 3524 and encodes 814 amino acids. Gene Ontology annotation, cellular component: cytoplasm; actin cytoskeleton.
GGCAAACAAUUGAGCCUUAUUGAUACCUGGUCUUAUCUUGAAGAUAUUUUUAAUAAUUUAAAGGUGUACUUUUAUUUCAGUAAAGUUAUAAUUAUAAUAAUAACUAUAAUUUAUUAUUAUAUUAUUAUAUUUUCUGAGUAUAUAUUUAAUUAUAUAUAAAACUAAAUAUUAUAUAAAUAAUCAAACUAUUUAAUAUUAAAAUAAUAAUAAUAAUCAUUAUUAUUGCAACUUUAUUGAAAUAAAAGUAUACCUUCAAAUUAUCGCAGUUAUCAGAAAUAUCUUGAAAAUAUUUAUCACAAAAGAUGUCUUGGGUUUCUACAAGAUAUCUUCGAAACAUUUCGGGUAUCUCAAAAUGUUCCACAAAAUAUAAUCUUCAUCUAUCUUUUAGAUCUCUUCUCUUGAAACUUUUUGAAAAAAAAACGCAAGAGAGAUCUCAAAAGAGGCACACGGUGUGAUAUCUCUUAGAAAUCUAAGGGAUAUCUUUUUCCAUUCAAUUUUUUCAGGUAGUAAUACUGGAAAGUGUACACGCGAGCUAAAUUAAGUAAACUUAUUUAAUGUGCUAAGCGCUCUUCCGGCUGAUGCGUGCGGUGCGUCGAGCACGCACUCGAGUGCACCUGCGAGGCGGAGAUCCUCUUCUCCUCUUCGAUCUGCGGGCGAGCGAGCGAGCUCCGGUAUCCCAGUUCUCUCAGUCCGCUCGCGGAACGCGUCCGUUGCGAAACCUCGAGGAACGAAUCGUGCGCCCGACGCGAGCGUAACGCACGGCCGCCGACAAUGUUAUCGCGCGCGCCGGAAUUAAUCACCGUUAAUUAUUGCACGCGCGCGCCUAUCGGCCGGCCUUAGAAUCACCGGCGUCUUUUCGAAUUUCCCUGACGAUUUUCUCCGCGAUUUUUUUUCCGCGACCAUCUCUCGGAAACUCUCGUACUUCGAGCACAGUUGACUCCUCAUUCUCGACACGCGAUCGCCAGAUCCACACGACUUCGAGUCAGCGUCGACUUGUCUGUCACUCUGCGACGCGGAAAAAACGUUGAAUCGGGAGGAGAGAAAUUUUCGAGGACUCUUGUUAUUUGUCGCGAGCGAACAUGACGAGCGUGCUGUAUCCUGAAGUUUUAAAUACCAUCCCGCAGGAUGACAGGAGCUGUCGCAGCGACGAUUCCGGUGGCGAGGUGUUCAGGAACAUCCCGAAGAACAGUAGCAUCUUCCGAGUCUGGAAAAUCGAGGGUCUACGCGCGACGGUCGUAAGCGGCAGCAACAUGGGCCUCUUCCUCUCCGAGUCGGCGUACAUCGUUUACGCCGUGUCCGCAAAGGACGGUGCACUUCCUUACCCGAGCAUGCCGAUCAAAGAUCUGAAGGACACCUCGGUGGUGCGCGCCAUCCACUUCUGGAUCGGCGCCAACUGCGACUCGACGGUGUCCGGCGCCGCAGCGCUCCGCGCCGCCGAGCUCGACUCGCAGACGUCGGCGAUGAUCCUGACGCGCGAGGCGCAGGGCCGCGAGAGCCCGCGGUUCCUCGCCUACUUCCGGCAUCGGCUGGUGGUGGAGAACCUGCACCACGAGCCACCCGACUGCGCGCUGCACCGCGUCUCCGGGGUGGCCGUGCCGAUCCUGACCGAGCUGGAGAGGGUCCACUGGGAGCACUUCAGCUGUAGGGACGUCAUCCUGGUGGACGUCCGCGCAAAGGGUGUCAUUUUCCUGUGGCUUGGGUCUUUGUCAGAUCCCCUGCACAAACGUCACGCGGCCAGUCUCCUGGAGUCGCGAAAGGAGAACAACAACGGCCGGGUGGUGGUGGUCGAGGACGGCUACGAGCAGACCCUACCCGUAGACGACAAGGAGCUCUUCAGUAGCGUGCUCAACCCCUCGGCAAGGAUAGUGGCGCCCGAUCGCCAGCACCGCGUCAACCCUCCCAGUCCCAUCAAGCUGUACAAGUGCAGCGAGCAGUCGGGCAAGUACAAGGUCGCCGAACUCAAGUCCGGCCCGGUCCUACGCGGCGAUCUGACUUCCGGUGCCGUGUAUUUAAUAGACCGGGGUGAGGCCGGUGUUUGGGCCUGGGUGGGCCGCGAUGUCAACGCGCGGGAGAGAUUGGAAGCCGUAAGAAACGCGCGGGGCUUCGUCAAGAAGAAGGAUUACAGUGAUGGAGUGCCGGUAGCCAGGACGACGGAGGAUCACGAACCUGCGGAGAUGAAGGCGCUACUAAGGGGCUGGGAACCUUCCAAGACGAGGCCGUUGACUUUGCCGACGAGCUUCGAGCCCGAUUACAUGAACGAAAGGCCCAGGAUGGCGGCCGAGUGCCAGUUGGUGGACGACGGAUCCGGCGAGCGAACUUUGUGGAAGGUCGAAUUGAAGGAAGGCAUGGUACAGAUGGAAGACGACAGGGGAAUCUAUUACGCGGAGGCCUGCUACGUGAUGCUGUACAAGUACGGACAAGGACGAAGGUGUCGAAGUAUUGUUUACUGCUGGGAAGGUGUCCACUCUAUCAAGGUGGAUCGAGAUGCAGCUUUGACAGUGGCUUGCCGUCUAUGUGAAGAAACAAACGCGCAAUUAGUUAAAGCGUCCCAAGGCAGAGAACCGUCUCAUCUAUUACAAAUCUACGAUGGGAAGCUCAAGAUACUCGCCGGACCUCAUCGUAAUUCGCCGCCGAAGAAGUAUCUGGUCAGGGUGUUCGGCUCGACGCCGUACACUUCGAAAGCCGUGGAACGCCCGUUACGGGCGAGCAGUCUGGACUCCAGCGCGGUGUUCAUCCUCUUCUCCGGCGCGCCGGUCGUCUGGUGCGGCGGCAAGAGCACCGGCGACGCGAGGCAAACGUCGCGACGCCUCGCACCCAGAAACGCGCCCCUCAUCGCCGAGGGUAAGGAGGACGACGACUUCUGGGCCGAGCUUGGAGGAAGAGGAACGUACGGCACGGAGGCCGAAGAGGUCGGCGAGGAGCUGAACAAGCAUCUGUUUCAAUGCCGCACCGAGAACGGUCUCUUCGUAGGCGAGCAGAUCCUUGGGUUUCGACAGAACUCUCUGGUCCCGGAGGCUGUCUGGCUGCUGGACGCCGGCGAUGUGAUCUGGGUAUGGAUAGGCAAGUUCUCCAAUCCAAAAACACUGCAGGAGUGCAUCGAGGACGCCACUAUAUAUCUCUACACUCAUCCCGCGGGCCGAAAUCGCAACACGACCAUUUCCGUGAUCAAACAAGGUUUGGAACCAGCUACAUUUAUCGGGCUGUUUGACAAUUGGAAUCAUAAUCUGCUGAGGGACUACAAGCCGUUCGAGAUGUUCUGCGCCCUGUUGGAGGACAGAGAUCAAUCGACGAGGACGCAGACGACCUCGAAGGCCACCACGGAUUUCGACAAUUACAUCAAAUAUCCACCGACAGUGCUGAAAAGCGAGCCAGAGAACCUACCGGCCGGCGUGGACGUCAGACGCAAGGAGAUGCACCUGACCUACGACAAUUUCAUCGCAAUCUUCAAAAUGGAACCAGCGGAAUUCGAGAAACUGCCGACCUGGAAGAGACAGCGUCUCAAGCAAGCCGCCGGGCUCUUCUAAUGUGCUCUCUUUUAAUCCAAAC